Molecule: messenger RNA, 3478 nt
Organism: Spirometra erinaceieuropaei
Lineage: Eukaryota; Metazoa; Platyhelminthes; Cestoda; Diphyllobothriidea; Diphyllobothriidae
Source: the annotation of a GenBank genome assembly
AUGGGUCCUAAAACCCUCAACCUAUCGCAAAAAACUUCCGACUUUGAUGAAAAUGCCAACAAAACAGAGACGAAUGAGGAUAUUAAUCGACUGCAGCUUAUAUCCUCGUCAGAUCAUGGCAACCACAUAUUGCCUAUGUCGGAGCACGAAACUACUGUGUUCUCGAGAGUGUCGCCGGUCAGAGGACAAUGUCUGAUUAUUCAAGGACUUCCCGAAUCCACAGCUGGUGCCUCCAAAGAGCGGUUCUCGGCAGACCUGAAACUCUUCCAAUGCCUACUCAACGAACUUCUGCGCCCCAAUGAGGAAGUUUCGGUUCUCAAGGCCUUUAGGCUUGGAAAGCGCUCAAUCGAUAUAUCAGAGCACUCACGUCCCCGACCACUCAAGAUUGUGUUAGCCAACCAAGAACAAGUAGGACUUAUUCUCUCACGACGUUUCCGAAUCAAAGACACCAACCGCGGCGUUUUUUUUCAGCCGGACUACACACCGGCAGAGAGAAUAAAACGUCGACAAUUAGUUCUGGAACUGAGAACAAGGUUGCAGAAUGGCGAGACGGAUCUUGUAAUCUACAACAACCAGAUAGUGCAGCGCCCUCCCCUAAUCCGUUGGACCGAACCGAUCCGGAUGAGGGCACAGUAGCUUCCUUAAAUGGGAUCACAAGCGGCACCAUAAUCAAACGCCCCAAAACUCUGAAACUAACAUUUUUUACACCAACGUGCAGAGUAUAUUGCCCAAGUUAGACGAACUGAAGAUCCACAUCUGUGACCUUUCCCCUGGCAUUGUCUCUUUGACAGAAACCUGGCUGUCUGAAAACGUGGAUGACCGCGAAUUAAUGCUACCAGUAUUUCAGCUGUUUCGAAGAGACAGGAGAGAGCGUCAGGGAGGAGGAGUCGUCACGUACGUAAAACACGGCCUGCUUGUGUCAGAAAAAACAGAACAGUUUGCCUGCUGCGCCGAGACUAUCUGGCUCAAUAUAAGGGUACCAGGAUCACAUAGCCUUGAAGUUCUGACCGUCUAUCGACCACCGAGGAGUGACCCCGAGGCUGACGCUCGUCUGUUAGAGGAGCUAGGACGAUUUGCUCUCCGGCCUGACGUCCUAAUCAUGGGCGACUUCAAUGCACCGCUCAUUGAUUGGAGUUCACUAUACGCGCGCGGCCCAGAACUAGCUUUCGACCGACGCUUCUUGGACAUGGCACUCAGGUCAUUUCUCACACAGCACGUCCUAUUUCCCACGAGGGUCCGUGAGGGGCAGCAGUCAAACUGCUUGGACCUGGUGCUCACGAAAUCGAUGGACAGCAUAGAUGAGGUGCAAUGUCUGCCUCCCUUAGGUCGAAGCGAUCACGUUGUACUUCAAUGGGACUAUUCAAUCUUUUCCGUGCCUGAACAGCCCACCAAAAUUAGAAGAAAUAUUUGGCGUGGGGACUUCGAUCAAAUGAAGGCCGAAAUCAACAAUACGGACUGGGAAUCAGCGUUUUCCGGAAAUAUAGAGGAGGAUUGGAAAUGGUUCAGUGAAUUAUUGCAUGCUCUCCUGACAAACCACUGCCCGCUUUCACGGAAGGGGCUAAACAAACGACCCCGGUGGCUGACCCAGGCGUUAAAAAAGGAAAUAAAUAAAAAACGGAGAUUGUGGCAGAAAUCUCUUACUGAUGGGACUCCUGUAUCCAUUAACGCAUACAAAAUACAGAGGAACUUAGUCAAGCGGCUGACCCUCAGGACACGGCAAAAUUUUGAAAAAGACCUAUUGAAUCGUGCUAUGGAAAAUCCAAAAUUAUUCUACAGCUACAUAAGAAGCAGCACACGAAACAGAGAUCCAAUCCCCCUCCUGAAGACUAGCGGAGACGAAGAGAUCAGUGAGGAUGGAGAAAAAGCUGAGCACUUUUCACAAUUUUUCAAAUCCAUCUUUACUAGUGAAAGUCCAUUUACUCCCCCCGACUACGACUUCGAUGAGGGUCCAAAAAUCGAGUCUGUGUCUUUUGAUGAAGCGACGGUUCGCAAAGAGCUAAUGACGUUAAAUGAGUCGAAAUCACCAGGUCCAGACGACAUACCGCCUAAGUUACUGAAGGAGCUCGCUGCCGAACUAGCCAAACCAUUGUCCAUGCUUUUCCAAGCCUCGUUCGAAGCCGGCGGCUUGCCCGCCGACUGGAAAUCUGCGCGGAUCACACCACUGCAUAAAGGAGGCAGCAAGGCCUCUGCAAACAAUUACAGGCCAAUUAGCCUCACUUCCAUCUGCUGCAAACUCAUGGAGAAAAUAAUCAAGCGAGAGCUGAUGCGCUUCCUAGAGCAACACAAUUUAUUAUCUGAUGCGCAGCAUGGGUUUCGUAGUGGCAGGUCUUGCGUGACUAACCUGCUCAACUGUUUGGAACGUUGGACUCGGUCAGUUGAUGAAGGCAGUGCGCUGCAUGUAGUCCAUAUCGACUUUAAAAAGGCAUUUGAUAGUGUCCCACAUCAGCGACUCCUGCACAAACUGAGCCGAACAGGCGUUAGGGGUAACCUCUUAAAAUGGAUUCAAAGUUUCCUGUUAGACCGUUGUCAAACUGUCCAUGUCGGUGGCCAGAAGUCGACGGAGGUUGCCGUUGAAAGCGGUGUUCCCCAAGGCUCAGUUCUUGGCCCUACUUUGUUCAUCAUUUACGUCAACGAUUGCGUGAGUGAACUGGAGUGUGGUGUCGCCAUGUUUGCGGAUGACAUUAAGCUCUGGAGCGUCCUUCGAACUGCAGAUGACGAAGAGCAUCUGCAGGCGAACCUAAAUCGACUCCAACAGUGGUCAAAGGCCUGGCUUCUGCCGUUCAACGAGAAAAAGUGUAAUAUUCUACGAGUCGGCAGAGCUCGCUCUCCGAACCAUAUGGCCUACUGCCUAAAUGGUAUACCACAGCAAGAAGUGGACUCGCAGAAGGACUUGGGAGUAUGGAUUACGACCUCGCUCAAACCCUCUCUGCACUGCACGAAGAUAGCCAAGUCUGCAAUGUCAGUCCUCUACCUUGUCAAGCGGGCUUUCUCUGCCUUUGACGAAGACUGCUUCGCUAAAGUCUUUCGAACUUUUGUGCGUCCGCAACUAGAAUUUGCUAUCCAAGCUUGGAGACCCUGGACCGCGAAGGACCUCAGCAUCCUUGAAAGGGUUCAAAGGCGUGCAACGAAACUUGUGGCAGGACAGGGUUCACUACCAUAUGCAACGCGGUUAGCUAACCUUCAUCUCUUUCCCUUGAGUUACAGGCAGUUACGGGGUGACCUGAUACAAGUCUUCCGUAUCAUACGCGGUCAGGACUGCAGCCUCGUACCGGGUGACUUCUUCGAGUUAGCAACCACCACAAAUCUACGAGGCCAUCCAUUCAAACUACGUGUGACAGGGGCCAGACUGGACACACGAAAGUUAUUCUUCUCCAACAGAGUGGUAGAAGCCUGGAAUGCCCUGCCUGUGGAUGUUGUUACGUCUGCUUCCGUCGAGGUUUUUAAGAGGAAGCUGGAUUUGUGUAGCAGUGUGCACUAA